Marchantia polymorpha subsp. ruderalis is the source of this 1775-nucleotide messenger RNA. The record is from the annotation of a GenBank genome assembly. Lineage: Eukaryota; Viridiplantae; Streptophyta; Marchantiopsida; Marchantiales; Marchantiaceae.
CGACGGAUCGAUCAUCCUCGAUCGAGAGCUUUACCAGUCAGCUGUUGGUGAUUGAAUCUAGUCUUAAAAGCCUAACGGGAUCGAUCUAUGAUCAUACAGCUCUAGAUUGCAUCGACCCAAAUCCAUGGACCUUUGUAGGGAUGUGAGACCACACAAAGGCCGCAGCUGUGAUCCUGCAGCCUCAACUUUGCCUUGUGGGCCAAGACUGAAGUUUGUCAUGUGCUUGUCCAUGGAGAGACAGCUCGAACCUUGACUUAAAUUGGUGGCUGUCUCUGCUUUGGCCAGAAAGACGCUUUUGACAAAUCCCGAGGUUACAACCUGUAACCUUGGGAUGGCGUUUUUCAUCCAUCAUUAGUGCAAAUGUGGUUAUCCAGAUGAGCUCUAAUAUUCCACCGAGGGAUUUUCAGAACGUAAAAGUCUCGCAACUACUCCUUCACCAGAGAGAGAGGAAACCAGAUGGUCACGAGAAGACCCACGUUAUGAAGCUGGUGUGCACAACCCCAAGAAACAAAUGCAAAGGAAACUUUACACGUCUCCCGGCGAGCCCUGAUGAUUGUCCAAAUAUCGGACGUACAAUCUCACGUCAAACAUAUUCGGUCAAGCUCAUCAUCGACUGUCAAAGAAAGGCAUGGAACGAAAAGCAUUCUCCGAAUGUCCGCUGAUUGUGAUCCCAUUCCAAGAGACGAUUUUCCGCAGUCUUAUGAAACCCACAAACCUCAAUUCGAAAGUCGCAAUGAAGAGUCAAAUCCGAGAUACGAAACAAUAUGUUAUGCACGAGGGUUGUUGCAUGAAGACCGAGGGGACAGAACAAAGGACGAGGAACGAACAACAAAAGACGGUCAUCGAUGGAGGCUUCGGAUGAGGUACGGGUGCCCCGUCUGGACAGUGGUCAAGAAUCGAACUAUGGUCAAACGAAGGUUGGGACAACGGCUAGCACAUGAGGGAGCAUUGGGGAAAGUUCCUGCUUCUGCUUCGAACAUCGACCUCCGACUUUCGGCGUGACUCUGCGUAACUGCUUUCGCGCAAAGCGGCGAGGCCGAGCGGGUCAAGACAAAGCGUUUGGUUUGAACUUUGAAUUUCGAACGUUCGGAAUUUGAACGGCGAGGGGAAAGGUGGGGUUCUCGGUGCUCGGGGUUUAUUCCAGAUUCCGGGGACGAGAGCGAAUCCAUAAUGCGUAAAGACUGAGCAUGAAGUGCUGAGUUAAUAUUCUGAAAAAAUUCACAUUCUCGCUUUGGUUUCUUGCACGAUUCGAUUCCAACGCGAUGGAAUACAGCGCCUGUCGAUGCGUUGUUGAAAUGCCAGAUUGUUUCCUGAGAUUUUUGGUACCGUCAGAGAUGAGGGUUGACUGAAAUCGGGCGGUCCCGACGAUCACAUCCACGGGCCUUGCAGCCGACGGUGUCCCCAUAAAGCGAGAGUUGUAUAAAUGUGGAGAUGCGAGUUUUUUUUAUAAAAAGGGACGGGAUGUCUACGAAACCACAGAUAGAUUCUCAUGCCAGAUAAGAAGAUCGAGCCUACAGAAUCGAAAUUCAAAGAGAGAUAACUCAAACACGAAGGUGACUUAUCAUAUAAACCUCCCUUGGUAUUGGGUCAGCCCUAAAUGUUGCUGUCUCGGGCUCCGACCUUCUUUCUCUUCCUCUCUUGCCAUGGAGCGAUUCUUGCUCCGAUUCUCAGAAUCAAGCGCUUGAGUCUCCGCGUUGCAGUUGUCACGAACAACUCCUGAAUGUGGUCAACAUAUGUAUCAAGAAAAAGAGGAGAUGACUUGCAACGAACGAAUU